Molecule: messenger RNA, 1914 nt
Organism: Venturia canescens
Lineage: Eukaryota; Metazoa; Arthropoda; Insecta; Hymenoptera; Ichneumonidae
Exons: 3
Coding region: 442-1884 (480 amino acids)
Source: RefSeq, a predicted model, not a curated record
UUUUACGUCUUCUACGGUGUUUUAAUAGCGAUGUAUAGAUAUAUAUUGUUCAAUCAAGAAGCAAGCGCUCCCGGUGCGCGCGUUUACGUAAACGCAUGCGUAUCGAAACGUUUAUCGGUACAAUUCUACGGUUCCAGUGUCGUGCCGGCCGCCAAGAAGAAAUCGUGAAAUUAUUGUUGUCUGACAGUUUAAAACGUUCUCAAAUUCAAGCAUAAACAUGGGUAUCCUUGGUCCGUGUAGAAACUUUAAAACCGAGACCCUCUCAGACCUUCGAUUUUAUUAACGGUGUAAUAGAAAGAACGGAGCUGAUGUAAUUUUACGUUUUUGCAUAAUCUUGCUUUCGAAUAACUGCCCACGAUCGUGAAACAAAGUUCCAAAAGGGUCUCCUAAAUCCGAAUCUGUUUUCGUGACGAUUGAUCUAUACGUUGUGUUGUUUAGAAAAUGGCAAGAAGACUGAAGGAAUUACGCCUACGGGAAUUAUCUCCUGUAGAAUAUUUCGAUAUUGCCUCGGAUUCAGAGGAAGAUGCAGUUCUCAGCGACUCGUCUCAAGAAGAUUCAGAAAUUUUAUUGGCGGGUGACAAUCUUGGAAUUCCGAGUGAUCUAGUGGAAGUGAAAUUGGAAAUACCCGUUUCACCUCGACCAGUAACGCCGAAAUGUAAGGAGAAUUUGAAUCCACCCGAACAGAAAGGUCUGCUGUCAUCGGGUGGAAAAACAAGCCCACCUGUUGGAAAGAAUGGGGCAGAGAAUGUUAAAAAUCCCAUGGAUGCCUGGAAUUUCUUAUUCAAUGAUGAGAUAAUGACGAUUACACUGUGGCAUACCAAUGAAGAAAUAGUCAGAAGACGUUCUAUGACCCAAUAUAUAGAAACAAAUAAAACUUAUUCUCCUCUCUCGAUGACCGAGCUCCGUGCGCUGAUUGGAUUACUGUAUUUCAGUGGCUCUAACAAAGAUGGGCUUAAAAAUACACAAGAACUGUGGGCUAACUGGGGGCCGCUAAUUUAUAAAGCUGUCAUGUCACGACAACGAUUUUCGUUCAUCAUUUCGUGCCUUCGAUUUGACGAUAGAUUAACACGGACGGAGAGACGAUCGAUUGACAAAUUUGCCCCGAUUCGAGACAUAUGGAGUACCUUUUUGAAAAAUUGUGACAAAUAUUACUGUUCCGAUCAGAACCUCACCAUCGAUAAUCACUUAGUUUCGUUUCGAGGUCGAUGUCCCUUCAAAACUUAUAUGAGAAAUAAGCGACACAAACAUGGUAUUAAAAUUGUGAUGAUAAAUGAUUUUACAACUUAUUACAUGAUCAAUGCAGUUCCUCACAUUGGCAAAGUUGUCCCUCAAAAUAGAGAACCUGUUGCCUCUUACUAUGCUCGAACACUGUGUGAAAGUAUAGACUCUACCGGUAGAAAUAUUACUUGGAACAAAAUCAACGAAGAGACCGAUACGUUUGGUAAACUGUGUAGUGACUAUUCCACUGCGCGGAGAACUCGCCAUUGGCCACUUAGAAUGUUUUUUACAAUGCUAGAUUACGCAGUGCUCAAUAGUUUUAUACUUUACCAGCUUAAUCCUGAAAACGAAUCUCUCAAUCGCUUGAAAUUCAUUCAAAAUCUGUCCAUGUCACUGAUAAAACCUUUUGUCCAAGAACGUAUGGUAUUGCAAACAUUGCGGGGGAAUUUAAAAUUAAUUAUUUCUAGCAUUUUUGAUAUCGACAUACCUAAGCUAGUUCAAUACGACCCUGCUGAUUGUAGACUAGAAAAAAGAAAACGAUGCGUACACUGCAACAGCGAUCGCAAAACUCAGUACGUAUGCUGUACCUGCAAAAGGCCACGUUGCGACGAACACAGAUCUAAUCAGUGUAUGGAAUGUUUCGAGCAUAAUUUUUCUGUUACUUAAAAAAUAUACAAUUUAACUAGCCUUUUUCAA